AUGCCUUCAAGAACAAUUUACAUGAGAACUUACAUGCAGAAGAAAAGACAAAGUGAUGAAUUUAAAAAUAAGGAUAAAGAGUACACUCUUCAAUCAAAACACAAUGCCAGACAGUCUGAAGAAUAUCAGAAGAAAGAUAGACAGCGCUCGCUUCAGUCAAUGCGCAAUGCCAGACAGUCUGAAGAAUAUCAGAAGAAAGAUAGACAGCGCUCGCUUCAAUCAAAGCGCAAUGCCAGACAGUCUGAAGAAUAUCAGAAGAAAGAUAGACAGCGCACGCUUCAAUCAAUGCGCAAUGCCAGACAGUCUGAAGAAUAUCAGAAGAAAGAUAGACAGCGCUCGCUUCAAUCAAAGCGCAAUGCCAGACAGUCUGAAGAAUAUCAGAAGAAAGAUAGACAGCGCUCGCUUCAGUCAAUGCACAAUGCCAGACAGUCUGAAGAAUAUCAGAAGAAAGAUAGACAGCGCUCGCUUCAGUCAAUGUGCAAUGCCAGACAGUCUGAAGAAUUCAGAGAGAAAGAGAAAGAAAAUGAGAAGAUGUUGAAAAGAAGGGCGAGAUUAGUUAAAGAAUUUAAGCUUUGGGAAGCAAAACAAAGAAGAGAGAAACGAACAAGUGAUGACAUUAAACAAAGAGAACUUGAAAUACAAAAUAAGUCAAAGAGAAAAUCAAGAUCAAAUCCAUAUAAUUUGGAAGAGAAAGAAUUGCAAAACAGCAAUGGAGAUUAG
Messenger RNA from Mercenaria mercenaria, 720 nucleotides. Its product is annotated as histone-lysine N-methyltransferase, H3 lysine-79 specific-like. Lineage: Eukaryota; Metazoa; Mollusca; Bivalvia; Venerida; Veneridae. The transcript has a single exon. The coding region runs from base 1 to 720 and encodes 239 amino acids. The record is from RefSeq and is a predicted model, not a curated record.